Coniosporium apollinis CBS 100218 is the source of this 1263-nucleotide messenger RNA. RefSeq lists its product as uncharacterized. The transcript has a single exon. Gene Ontology annotation, molecular function: phosphoric diester hydrolase activity. The record is from RefSeq and is a predicted model, not a curated record. The coding region runs from base 1 to 1263 and encodes 420 amino acids. Gene Ontology annotation, biological process: lipid metabolic process. Lineage: Eukaryota; Fungi; Ascomycota; Dothideomycetes.
AUGUUCUUCUCCACCUUCACGAUCCACUUGGCCACGCUCGCAGUAUUUACCAGCUGGACUGGUAUCUCAGCGCAGGCAACCCAGCGGACUUGCAACAACUCACCCGAUCUCUGCGAUAGGCCGUUCGACAGCAUUGUCCACCUUGGCACCCACAACAGCCCCUUCGUCCGUGAUGCCUCCACUGGCUGGAGUUCUUUCGGCAAUCAGUUGUACAACACCACUGUCCAACUCGACGCCGGCGUCCGCCUCUUAUCCGCUCAGGUCCAUGCCAGGCUCAUGCCCGACGGCACCCGUGAGUUCCACCUCUGCCACACCAUCUGCGAGCUGAGCGACGCCGGUCGACUAAGCGAUUGGCUGUACACCAUCAGGAUUUGGCUGGACCAACAUCCCGACGACGUCGUCACAAUCGUACUCGUGAACUCAGACCAAGCCACCGCAGCAGACCUAGCAGGUGAGUACACCCUCUCAGGAGCCUCAGCUUGCUCAUACAUCCCCCCUUCCCCCGAAGCCCCGGAUCAGUGGCCUACCUUGAACACACUCAUCGAUGCAGGCACAAGGAUGCUGACCUUCAUCGCCUACCUCCCCCAAGACGACUCACGAGCGCAGGCGCCGUAUCUCAUGGACGAAUUCGCGCACGUAUUCGAAAAUCCCUACGACACCUCCACCCCCACCAACUUCACCUGCACGCCCGACCGGCCUGGCGACAUCCAGGGCAACGUCUCCGCCGCCAUCGCGAGCAAGAAACUCUUCCUGCAGAACCACUUCCUGUACUGGAACCAGCUCGGCGGCAUCCAGGUGCCCGACAUCCGGCACAUCGGCUCCACAAACGCGCCAGAGGGCCCCGGAGGCUUGGGUGCACGGCUGAUAAGCUGUAUGGAGGUCUAUGGCGCCUCUGCGACGUUCGUGCUGGUGGACUUCUUCAAUGUUGGCCCGGCGGUGAGCACGGUAGAUAUGUUUAAUGGCGUCGCAGCACCAGUCGGGAGACUCGACGUUACUACGAAGAUGCCGCCCCAGGUUACGGAUCAGCUUGAUCCGGCGCUUGAUCCAUCGGUCGAUCCGUCGCUUGAUCCGUCGUCUGAUCCGAGACUGGGUAUGAUAGUGCGGCAGAGCAACGGUGCAGGAAGUUCGGCGGUGAGAUGUGUGUGUUUUGGCUUCGUGGUGCCGAUUUUAGUGGCUCUGCUGCAGGGCAGUGGAGCUGAUAGGACGUGGUUUCUGCUUCCUUUUCCGGUUGCUGCGCUGGCGUGGCUGGGUGGUUGGGUUUGA